GCAAAAAAAAAAUCUGAAAACCAUUUAUUUCUAAGCUCCGUAACCACUUACAAUGCAUCCACGUAACAGCAAUUUUGCAAUACUAUUUUGUGGCAUUCUGUUUGCCGCAAUUUCGUUGUUAACAGCGCCAACAACAGCACAGCAGCAACAAGUUACCGUGCACCUGUUGGGAGUGGGGAGCGAACGAGAGGCAAUUGUAGAUGCCCCCAACUGGCAUGCAAAAUUCACACCCCAGCAGUUGCAAAUGCAUAUGGGCACCAGCGCUGAAGUAUUACUGGAACUAACAGAUUUGCCCCUGAACGCCGCCUUUGAAGUGCUUAGUGAGAAUCCCAAUUUGGCCAGUGUGCAGCAUCUCAUACCAGCGGAUGUUAUUAAUUCAACUACCCUUGAAUGGCGCGGUAACAUCACAGUCGAUGCCAUCUUUCUUGGCUCCACUAAAGCCUUUGUGCGUCGCGUCAAUACCACAGAUCGCGCUGACGGUACGCUCGAGCUAACAAUCAUACGACGCACGCGCAUCAUAGAUCACAUCUUUACCGGUUCUGUUGCGUUACUCGUUUCGCUGUUGUACAUAAAUUUCGGCGCCGCUUUAGAUGUAACAGUGCUGCGCAGCUUAUUGGCGCGUCCUGUAGCGCCCAUCACUGGUUUUCUUACGCAGUUUAUUAUUAUGCCCCUCUUGGGCUAUGGUCUGGGUGUGCUCAUAUUUCCCGAUUCGCCAGAAUUGCAGCUCGGUCUCUUUUUUACGGGCGUUUCUCCGAGUGGUGGCGCAUCCAAUAUCUGGGCCGUCAUCUUGGGUGGCAAUAUUAAUCUAUCCGUGCUGAUGACCACCAUUAGCAAUUUUGCUGCUUUUGGCAUGAUGCCAUUGUGGAUUUUCACGCUCGGUCAAUUGAUUUUCGAUCGUGCAAACAUUACAGUGCCCUAUGCAAAUAUUGCUACAUUUGCGGUAUCGCUGGUAGUGCCACUUGCCAUCGGACUGGCCAUACAACGUUGGUUACCACGCGUAGCACGUGUGCUGGUGCGGUUGCUCAAGCCGAUUUCCACCUGCCUCAUACUUUUUAUUGUAAUUUUUGCGAUCGUUACAAACCUUUACUUGUUCAAAUUGUUCUCGUGGCAGAUUAUUGUUGCCGGGUUGGCGCUGCCUUGGCUGGGUUACGUGUUUGGGUGGUGUGCGGCGAAAGCUUUGCGUCGCAGCUCCGUUGAUUCCCUCACGAUUGCCAUUGAGACUGGCAUACAAAAUACGGGCAUUUCGAUUUUCCUUUUGCGCUUCAGUUUGCCGCAACCAGAAGCCGAUCUGACCACAGUCAUACCUGUCUCUGUGGCCAUUCUAACACCGUUCCCACUGCUAGGCUUGUAUAUCUAUAAGCGUUGCGCUGAGCGUGGCAUCGUAGAGGGACAAGUGGACACGCAAACGAUUACACCAACUCAUAGAAAUUAGGGAACAAAGCGUGCACAGGGAGUUCGGAAAUGACCUUUCCUGAGUUUUAUUAUUACAUCACAACUUAGAUAUUUCAUGGGUAGAGGGGCUUACAAAAAGCGCAAGCAUAUUUUUUUGUUUGUGGUUUUAUUACAUUUUUUUUUUAUCGUAGCCUUAACGUAUUACGAAGACUUUUUAACAAUGCGACAGUAAAAAAAUAGCUUUAAAGUUUGUUAAAAAAUUGUGCCGCAAAAAGAGUCGCUUUAUCCUCGCUUCUCGGAUAGAAAUAAAUUAGCAUUUGUUUAGCGUGUAAUGCGCCUGCAUUUUACAU
Molecule: messenger RNA, 1742 nt
Organism: Rhagoletis zephyria (snowberry fruit fly)
Lineage: Eukaryota; Metazoa; Arthropoda; Insecta; Diptera; Tephritidae
Product: P3 protein-like
Cellular component (GO): membrane
Source: RefSeq, a predicted model, not a curated record